AUGGCAGGUAGAAAUGGCUUCUUCAUCCUGCAGGUGCUGGCCGCGGUGGUGUGCUUGGCGGCGCCGGCGGUUGGGGCGGACUGGCUCCAGGCCACCGCCACCUUCUACGGCGGCAGCGAGGGGUCCGGCACGAUGGUCGGCGCGUGUGGGUACGGGAACCUGCACGAUCAGGGAUACGGCACCAACAACGCGGCGCUGAGCACGGUGCUGUUCAACGACGGCGCGUCGUGCGGGCAGUGCUACACCAUCAUCUGCGACCAGCGCAAGUCCGGCAUGUGCAGGCCCGGCAAGACCGUCACCGUCACCGCUACCAACUUCUGCCCGCCCAACUACAACCUCUCCAGCAACAAUGGCGGGUUGUGCAACCCUCCCCGAGCGCACUUCGACUUGUCCCAGCCAGCGUGGCUCAACAUCAGCACCUACCAGGCCGGCAUCGUCCCCAUCGUCUACCAGCGGGUCAAUUGCCGGAGGAGCGGCGGGUUGCGGUUCACCAUCACCGGCUUCAAGGACUUCCAGGUGGUGCUGGUGACUAACAUGGCCGGCAGCGGGUCGAUCAAAAGCAUGUCGGCCAAGGGUACCAACACCGGGUGGAUCCAGAUGUCCAGGAACCGGGGCGCCAUCUGGCAUGGCAUGUCAGGCCUGGAAAAGCAGGCGCUCUCCUUCAGUAUCACCUCCACCGGCGGACAGAACAUCGUCUUCCAGAACGUCAUCCCGGCCGACUGGCAGUACGGCCAGACUUUCUCCACAAGGCAGCAGUUCGACUACUAA
Lolium rigidum is the source of this 768-nucleotide messenger RNA. Its product is annotated as expansin-A18-like. Lineage: Eukaryota; Viridiplantae; Streptophyta; Magnoliopsida; Poales; Poaceae. The record is from RefSeq and is a predicted model, not a curated record. Bases 1 to 768 code for a protein of 255 amino acids. The transcript has a single exon. Gene Ontology annotation, biological process: plant-type cell wall organization. Gene Ontology annotation, cellular component: extracellular region.